AUGGGUCUCUUUGCCCGAAAAAGAAUUGAGGAGGGAGAGUUUGUGUGCGCAUACUGGGGGAGGCUUGUAACAAGACAAGAAUAUGACAAAUUGAAACAAGCAGGAAAAAACGACUACUGUUUCACAGACCGAAAAGUAGUAUUCAUAGACGGCACAAACCCUGAAAAAAGUGGACUGGCAAGACAGAUUGAGGAAAACGAAGAGCUGGAAUACAACUAUGGAGACGAGAUGGCACCCUGGAGAAGCUGUAGAAAAUGUACGACGCGUCGAGAAAACUAUCAAAGUGAGGGUGAAGAAGAACCUCCAUUAACCUUGGAAAUUUUACGCGCUGAGCAGAAACAGUGCGCCGAAGAAGGGCAAAAAGCGAGCGGAUCUCAGAUUGUACAUACCCUAGUUUCGGAGACGAGUGGAAGUGAGGAAGAAGUGAUAUCAGAAGAAGGAUCAAUGAUACCGCCACCAUUGAUCAAAAGACCAAUCACCGAGCUGAGUCUCGCAGCCAGCUUCGGGUUCAACAGUGAAGACAGUAGUGAUGGAGAGCCAGAGGAGGAUGAGCCCAUUAUUGCAGAUGAAAAAGCCAAAGAAAAGCCGCUCUACCUCACAAAGCGAUUCAAGACUGUGGAAGAGAUACCGGAGAAGAGAUCUAAACAGAAGGAAACAACAUCAAAAAUAUCAGAACCACAGAUUGAGGAAAACGAAGAGCUGGAAUACAACUAUGGAGACGAGAUGGCACCCUGGAGAAGCUGUAGAAAAUGUACGACGAGUCGAGAAAACUAUCAAAGUGAGAGUGAAGAAGAACCUCCAUUAACCUUGGAAAUUUUACGCGCUGAGCAGAAACAGUGCGCCGAAGAAGGGCAAAAAGCGAGCGGAUCUCAGAUUGUACAUACCCUAGUUUCGGAGACGAGUGGAAGUGAGGAAGAAGUGAUAUCAGAAGAAGGAUCAAUGAUACCGCCACCAUUGAUCAAAAGACCAAUCACCGAGCUGAGUCUCGCAGCCAGCUUCGGGUUCAACAGUGAAGACAGUAGUGAUGGAGAGCCAGAGGAGGAUGAGCCCAUUAUUGCAGAUGAAAAAGCCAAAGAAAAGCCGCUCUACCUCACAAAGCGAUUCAAGACUGUGGAAGAGAUACCGGAGAAGAGAUCUAAACAGAAGGAAACAACAUCAAAAAUAUCAGAACCAAAUUUGCAGAGUUUCUUCUCGUCUAAUACGGCCGGAAACAACAAGUUGUCGAGUUUGACAUCUUGUUACAAGAGAUAA
Molecule: messenger RNA, 1251 nt
Organism: Symsagittifera roscoffensis
Lineage: Eukaryota; Metazoa; Xenacoelomorpha; Acoela; Convolutidae
Exons: 4
Coding region: 1-1251 (416 amino acids)
Source: RefSeq, a predicted model, not a curated record